Molecule: messenger RNA, 4697 nt
Organism: Lemur catta (Ring-tailed lemur)
Lineage: Eukaryota; Metazoa; Chordata; Mammalia; Primates; Lemuridae
Gene: PCSK2
Product: proprotein convertase subtilisin/kexin type 2
Exons: 13
Coding region: 326-2185 (619 amino acids)
Biological process (GO): protein processing
Cellular component (GO): Golgi membrane; trans-Golgi network
Molecular function (GO): serine-type endopeptidase activity
Source: RefSeq, a predicted model, not a curated record
AACUCGCACCCUGGCUGUCCUUGUGCAGCCGCACGUCCCCAGUCUGAGAAUACACCUCCAGGCGUGUCAAUCCCGGCUGCGUCUCUCCUGACCUGAAGGCAGUUUUGGUGGCGCAGCCGGGACUCCUGCAGGAGUCCCCUCCUGUCACAGACGCUGACAGGGGGCAAGCCUGGUCUUCUGCUUGGCUUCCCAGCUGCUUAGCUCCUGACCUGCCUGGAGCCCACAAGAAAAAGAAAGCAAGCAAGCAAGCUCGUUCCUGCACUCUAGCCCCCUUAAGUCUCACCCCCGGAAGUGGAAGGCGGGUGCGGGGCUCCUCUUCUGUGUCAUGGUGUUUGCAUCUGCUGAGAGACCCGUCUUCACGAAUCAUUUUCUUGUGGAGUUGCAUAAAGGGGGAGAGGAAGAAGCUCGCCAAGUUGCAGCAGAACACGGCUUUGGGGUCCGAAAGCUCCCCUUCGCCGAAGGCCUGUACCACUUUUACCACAAUGGCCUUGCAAAGGCCAAAAGAAGACGCAGCCUACACCACAGGCAGCAGCUCGAGCGAGACCCCAGGGUAAAGAUGGCCUUGCAACAGGAAGGAUUUGACCGGAAAAAGCGAGGGUACAGAGACAUCAAUGAGAUUGACAUCAACAUGAAUGAUCCUCUUUUCACAAAGCAAUGGUAUCUGAUCAAUACCGGGCAAGCUGAUGGCACUCCUGGCCUUGAUUUGAAUGUGGCUGAAGCGUGGGAGCUGGGAUACACAGGGAAAGGUGUUACCAUUGGAAUUAUGGAUGAUGGGAUUGACUAUCUCCACCCAGACCUGGCCUCCAACUAUAACGCCGAAGCAAGUUACGACUUCAGCAGCAACGACCCUUAUCCUUACCCUCGGUACACAGACGACUGGUUUAACAGCCAUGGGACCCGAUGUGCAGGAGAAGUUUCUGCUGCAGCCAACAACAACAUCUGUGGGGUUGGAGUGGCAUACAACUCCAAGGUUGCAGGCAUCCGGAUGCUGGACCAGCCGUUUAUGACGGACAUCAUCGAGGCCUCCUCCAUCAGCCAUAUGCCGCAGCUGAUCGACAUCUACAGCGCCAGCUGGGGCCCCACGGACAAUGGCAAGACGGUGGACGGGCCCCGGGAGCUCACGCUGCAGGCCAUGGCUGACGGCGUGAACAAGGGCCGCGGCGGCAAAGGCAGCAUCUACGUGUGGGCGUCUGGGGACGGCGGCAGCUACGACGACUGCAACUGCGACGGCUACGCCUCGAGCAUGUGGACCAUCUCCAUCAACUCGGCCAUCAACGACGGCAGGACCGCCUUGUACGACGAGAGCUGCUCCUCCACCCUGGCCUCCACCUUCAGCAACGGGAGGAAAAGGAACCCCGAGGCCGGCGUGGCAACCACAGAUUUGUAUGGCAACUGCACUCUGAGGCAUUCUGGGACAUCUGCGGCUGCUCCCGAGGCAGCUGGCGUGUUUGCACUGGCUUUGGAGGCUAACCUGGGUCUGACCUGGCGAGACAUGCAGCACCUGACCGUGCUUACCUCCAAGCGGAACCAGCUUCAUGAUGAGGUGCAUCAGUGGCGGCGGAACGGGGUCGGCCUGGAGUUUAAUCACCUCUUUGGCUACGGGGUCCUUGACGCAGGCGCCAUGGUGAAAAUGGCCAAAGACUGGAAAACCGUGCCCGAGAGAUUCCACUGUGUGGGAGGCUCCGUGCAGGACCCUGAGAAAAUACCACCCACUGGCAAGUUGGUGCUGACCCUCACAACGGACGCGUGCGAGGGCAAGGAAAACUUCGUGCGCUACCUCGAGCACGUCCAAGCCGUCAUCACAGUCAACGCGACCAGGAGGGGAGACCUGAACAUCAACAUGACUUCCCCCAUGGGCACCAAGUCCAUCUUGCUGAGCCGGCGUCCGAGGGAUGACGACUCCAAGGUGGGCUUUGACAAGUGGCCUUUCAUGACCACCCACACCUGGGGAGAAGACGCCCGGGGAACCUGGACCCUGGAGCUGGGGUUUGUCGGCAGUGCUCCCCAGAAGGGGGUGCUGAAGGAGUGGACCCUGAUGCUGCACGGCACGCAGAGCGCCCCCUACAUCGACCAGGUGGUGAGGGAUUACCAGUCCAAGCUGGCCAUGUCCAAGAAGGAAGAGCUGGAGGAAGAGCUGGACGAAGCCGUGGAGAGAAGCCUGAAAAGCAUCCUGAGAGAGAACUAGCGCUGCACACCCGCCGCCCCGCCGCCCUCUGCCCCGCCUCUGCCUCUGUCCUCGCCCCACGUUUCUGGCAGGCGCCUAGCAAUUACUGUCGCCCACACAAGCAAUCCCAUCUUCUUGAUCUGAAGCUUCGCUCACUGUCGAUGAUUAUUUUCAUUACAAUGGAAGCAAUCUUUUUAAUUCUAUGCCCCAAAUACAGUGUUCCCACCAACGUCUCUGUCCUGUGUGUGACUCUAAGGUCUUUAUUUCUGUCAUUCAAAUAGGUGAUACACUGCAAACAAAACUGGGACGGCACUCCCCUCAAUUUUUUUUUUUCCAUUUCUGAGAAAAGAAUGCAGUUAAAGAGCCACACAACAGUGACUCCGAGAACGUUCGUCCGUGGUCUCAACUGAGAAGCUGUUACCCGUAACAAGGAAAUCAAAGCUGGGGACAGAGGGUGAGCUCUGUGUGUCUCUUGAAGCACAGGAGAUGCUGUAAAUCCUUUGGGGAAAGAUGUUUUGAAUUUAGUAAGAUUUGUCAGGGACGUAGAGGAGGUGGUGUGAUUCCAAAGAUGCUGCCCCUCAAGAGCCCUAGUUACUGUUGGGGAAGAGAGAUUCAAAAACCAUGAGCACUGGACAUUAUACCCCCCAAGACCAAGGUCACAAUUCGCCCUACCCAGCCAUGUGACGAACAUAAAAGCUAAGUCGUGUGGUUGUCCUUUCACCAGCUGUGGCCCUGAGUUAUGGUAACAAUCUGCUAGAGCAGCCCACAUUUCUCUCAGUUUGCAUAGAGUUCAUCCCAACCUUGAUUUCCUGGGCUCCUCACAUGGCUAUGCAAAAGAAAAAACAAAUUAAGGCAAGGCGGGCAACACAUCUAGUGAAAGUAGUUUACUAGUUUUUAAAACAGGAACGUUCCUUUUCCUAAGUCACUUUGGGGCUUUAUAAUCUGAUCUAAGGGAGAGGUGAGGUGAGUGCAUUUUUUUGACAGCUGUGAUUUCCAAAAAUAUAAUUCGAGAGAAAUAUCUAACUCCCUCACAUUGUGAUUCCAUCGAUGUGUUGGGGAAAUGGCUCUGUCUGGGAAGAAGCGUGUAUGAAGGAUGAAGGGAGCGUGUUUGCAGAUAGGAGCGGCCACCCUCAUAUGGACCUUCAUUCGUACGGAGCCUCUCCUGCCAAGGGGGCCAUGCCAACUCAUCCCACAGUACCUGAAGGCCUGAAGGAGGCAAGAGAAGACCUCUGUUAGGAAAGCACAUAGUCACCAUCUUGGCAACUUACGCAAUCCAUGAGAAUAUUUAACAUGCAACCCAAAGGUUAUAGCUGUCAGCCCCCAAGAGAUACCAUUUCAUUCCCAAAUAGACAUUACCAAAGUGACCUAUUGUCACUUUGUUCAGCUACCCAGGGACUGGCUUCUCAUCCCCAAUCCCGAAGCAUCCCCAUUUUCAAGAAAUGAUUUGUUUUCAGCCAAUCCUGGCUCCAUCCCUCCCUUCCCAUGGGAGCAUGUGGCUUCGCCUGGAGCUCCUUUACCAAGCCAGCAACACAAGAGCGCUAGGUUCUGGUCCCUGAAGGUGGCCACAUGCAGAGGGAAGUCUGAAAACCCCAUUUUCUUUCUUUUUGCCCCCAUAUUGGCAUGAAUUUCUGUCUUCUCUAACACCCUGUGACCUUCUCUAUAUCAUGCUUUAAAGUGUAAUAAUAUGAUUUUUUAAAAGAAAUUUAUUACUUGUUGCAAAGGUCUUUUUAAACCAGUCUAGAUUUAAAAAAAAAAAAAAAUACAUGGAAAUCAUUGAAAAUUCAUGUCACAUUAAUGGUCUGAAAAUAAACCAAAGGACAUUAUGUGUGCAUGUGUGUAUAAGUGCACACAGAAAUAUAUAUACAUAUGUAGACUAUAUACAUGUGUAUAUAUAUGUGUAUAUAUAUACACUUGUAUAAAUGUAUAUACACACAUAUACCUAAAAUGUGUGUAUGUGUAUUUAUUGAAGAAACAGACACCACAUUCAUCUCUAAAACAAUAUUCAGAGGACAUCAAGAUGAUUCUGGCUGAAGAAAAAGGCCGGUGGAAAUUCAGGUGAAAAUGUUCAUCGAUUCCCAUUAUGUCACUUCUGUAAUUUUGCAGCUCUCUGUAUAAACAUUAAAUGUCUUAUAUUGCAGCAAAAAUAUAAAAUAGUUGUCCAUAUUUUCACAGUUGUGGUAUAAUUUAUGAAAUUAGAAAAAAAAUUAUCAGCUUCUUAAUAGAAAUGGCCAGUUUUGAUAUGAGUAUACAGUAUAUAAAAAUAUAUAUAGUGCUAUAUAUAAAUAUUUGGUCUCUAUUUCAUUUUUUGCAUCAGUAUUAACACCAAAAUAUGUCCAGCUAGUGAUGUUUUUAUGAUAUCCCUGAUCCUAAUGCAAGAGACAGUUAUUUAUAGUCAUUUAUUUUAAAAAAUGAAAAUAAGUGAAUAAUUAAUCAGGUUAAGAUUGUUACUCCCUGCGACAAAAUUUUAUAAGUGAAUUUCAAAAGACGUGUUGUAAAUUAGGAGGCUCAACAAUAAAACAUUACCUUCCAGAAA